Messenger RNA from Dissoconium aciculare CBS 342.82, 1624 nucleotides. Its product is annotated as P-loop containing nucleoside triphosphate hydrolase protein. Lineage: Eukaryota; Fungi; Ascomycota; Dothideomycetes; Mycosphaerellales; Dissoconiaceae. Gene Ontology annotation, molecular function: RNA binding. The transcript has 3 exons. Gene Ontology annotation, cellular component: intracellular anatomical structure; catalytic step 2 spliceosome. The record is from RefSeq and is a predicted model, not a curated record. Bases 280 to 1536 code for a protein of 418 amino acids.
UGCCAUCACGCAACCGAGACGAGUUGCCGCAAUCAAUCUGGCCAGACGUGUAGCAGAGGAAAUGGGAAGUCCCCUCGGAUCAGCAAGUCCAGCUAGUAAAGUCGGGUACAGUGUCCGGUUCGACGACAAUACUAGCCCAUCCACUCGGAUCAAAUACCUCACCGAGGCUGCAUCAUAAUAGAUGAAGUUCACGAACGAAGUGUCAAUGUCGACCUCCUGCUAGGUUUCUUGAAGGCUUUAGUAUAUGGCCAACGGAAGGACUCGCUGCGGAUUGUAGUCAUGAGUGCAACAGCGGAUGUGCAGGGUAUUUCCGAAUUCUUUGCGACCCCACCGGGCCCUGCAAAAGACCCUACAGAUGGCACUGUUGCAGUUGCAGUACAGCCGUCGGACAUGGUCGGAAUAUGUCACGUGGAGGGGCGACAAUUCACAGUCAAGACGCACUAUCUCGACAAGCCAGCAGAGCCACUGAGCGAUGCGGCGAUGUCUCGAAUCUUUCAUAUUCACAUCAAAGAAGCAUUACCUGGAGAUAUUCUUGUGUUCAUGACCGGGCAAGAAUCGAUUCAAGGACUACAAAAAAUGGUGGAAGACACCGCAGAGAGACUCCCGAAUGACGUUCCAAAGAUGCUAGUCCUACCGCUCUAUGCCGCUCUGCCACAAGAGGCACAACAGCGCGUCUUCAAUCCGGCGCCGCGAUUCACGCGCAAAGUGAUCCUGGCUACCAACAUUGCGGAAACAUCCGUCACAGUACCCGGCGUGCGAUUUGUCAUCGACGGCGGAAAAUCGAAAGUCAAGAGAUUUCACAAUACCCUAGGCUUCGAGUCUCUCGUAGGAAAAGCCAUUUCAAAGUCGUCUGCUGAUCAGCGCAAAGGUCGUGCUGGUCGUGAAGCGCCAGGGCAAUGCUAUCGACUCUAUACAGAGAAAAGCUACAACGAACUCGAGCCUCAAAUGUCACCUGAGAUUCAGCGUAGUAAUCUAAGCUCUGCUGUUCUUGCCAUCAAAGCUCGCGACCUCGAUACCUCUAGCGGCGGUAUGGACGACAUCCGCUUCUUCCCGUUUCUUACACCUCCAAGUGACGAUGCACUCGAACGAGCUUGUCUGCAGCUACAUUGGAUUGGCGCACUCGAUGCGAAGACCGGUAAGAUCACUCCUCUCGGUCGCCAGAUUGCUCGAAUGCCGCUCCCUCCCCAACUCGGCCGCGUCGUGCUCGAAGCAGCGAAACCAGAGCGCGACUGUCUUCGAGACGUAAUCGAUAUCGUAGCUUGUUUGAGUGUUGAGAGCAUAUUUCUUCCCGCAGAGACCGAAGAUGCCAGAGAAAAGGCUGCCGAGGCCCGGUCACAGCUGUUUCGUAGAAGCGGCGAUCACAUGACCUUACUUGCCACAAAAGCCGCCCUCGAACGAUUCUCAGCCAUUAUGAUUGCUAGGAGUGAUGGGAAGCCUGGAGAUCGUCCCAGAUCAUCCGAAAAAAGCGAAGACUUUCACUCAAAUGUGAAAGGCAUACUCAAAUGUAUGCUCAGAGGUAGAGCUAAACAUCGAUGACCAGCUUUCCAAGAGGGCUUCCGAACUUCAAGCGGUCACAACCGCCAGAAAUUGAAUCAAGUCAUCGCGGCCUUAAGCUGCAAAUCUU